AUGAACGCUUCUUUCUUCUCUUGCUCUGACGUAAAGUUAAAUGAUUACGCCACCUCCCAAGAUGUGCGCGGGGUUAUCCCAGCCUUCGAGGUGAUGGCUGGCGGACAACUCAUCCUUUGGGACCGAGAGAACGAUUGGGUUCUCAUCACGGGCAUUUGGAAGGCCCUUGGAAAGAGUAAGGCUGAUGUGCUGAAGGUUGUGGGUGCAAAUCCCGGCCUUCCCAUGAAGAAGAUCAGAGGCGGCCGCUUGGCAAUCCAAGGCACUUGGUUGCCUAUGGAGAGUGCUCGCGCCCUUUGCGUGAAGAACGCUUGGCCUUUGAGGCACGGUCUUGUUCCUUUGUUUGGG
This is a messenger RNA of Rhizopus microsporus ATCC 52813, 345 nucleotides long. Its product is annotated as DNA-binding domain of Mlu1-box binding protein MBP1. Lineage: Eukaryota; Fungi; Mucoromycota; Mucoromycetes; Mucorales; Rhizopodaceae. The annotation marks the transcript as partial. The transcript is spliced from 3 exons. The record is from RefSeq and is a predicted model, not a curated record. Gene Ontology annotation, cellular component: SBF transcription complex; MBF transcription complex. Gene Ontology annotation, molecular function: transcription regulator activity; DNA binding.